AUGUCGGAGGGCCCGGGCCAGGGAGGCCAGAGCCAGGGCGGCCAGGGCGGCCAGGGAGGCCAGGGCCAGGGCCACAGUGGCCAGGGUGGCCACGGUGGGCAGGGCUUGGAGGUGGACGACGAGUUUCGGGACUUGGGCCCCGAGGCAGCCUGGUCCUUGUCCUCGGCCAAACAAGGCAACGGAGUGGAGCAACUGCGUGAUGGAAGUACUGACACCUUCUGGCAAUCAGACGGGCCUCAGCCGCACCUCAUCAACAUCCAGUUCCAACGCAAGGUCAAGGUCAGCGAAAUAUGCUUUUACGUGUGCUUCAAGAUUGACGAGUCAUACACGCCCUCGCGAAUCUCAGUCCGGAUAGGCACCGCGCAUCACGACCUACAAGAGGUGCAGGUCAUUGAGCUAUGGUUGGAUCUCCAUACCGCUUGCCAAAUCGAGCUUCCGACCUACGGACGGCUGGUGAUGAGGGGCCUAUCGACGUGUUACCGGUUUCGUAGAAGUGCAUUCACCACAAGUUCAGGAUAA
Messenger RNA from Symbiodinium natans, 519 nucleotides. Lineage: Eukaryota; Dinophyceae; Suessiales; Symbiodiniaceae. The record is from the annotation of a GenBank genome assembly.